GAAUGGGUCCCUUAAAUCGUUGAUCUGAGUCGUAAUUGGACAGUCAGGAAGUUCCUAUGGAAUCAACAGCAAAAGAGCUGAGAACUUUUAAAAAAUGUUUAUUCAAUACAAAAUUUUUACAACACUUGGAUAAGAAACAAUUCCUCGAAUUCUAGAAUCCCUAGAAAGAAGGCAAGGAUGUGGAUGGUGGUGCUUUCUUCCCCGCAAACCCUAGCACAAACAGCGUUCCUCCGAAAUUCAAUUCCCAGCCCAACCAGAGUGUCCCUUUCUCUCAAAACCCCGUGUUCUUCAUUAACAGCAAAAUGCCAGCAACAACAAAAAACUCAAGAAGACGGCAUUCCCGCGGACGAGGUUAAAAUCCUUGCGAAAUUCAAGUCCCGCCACAACUACAUCCGCGUUCUAGAAGUUUCUAGAAAAGCAGAACACCCCUUCCGCGGCUCCAGGCUCCUCCUUCUCGACACCCCCGGAAACAUCCACAGCAUAUCUUUCCUCUUCAAGUCCCUCACCAAUACUUACUUCGACGUCUUCGCCACGCUCCCUCCCAUCGUUCCCCCCGGCCCCCUCGCCCUCCUCGGCUUCGGCGCCGGCACCGCCGCCCGCCUCCUCCUCCUCCACCACCCCUCCGCCCUCCUCCACUGCUGGGAGCUCGACCCCGCCGUCAUCCAGGUCGCCCGCGAGUACUUCAACCUCGCCCGCCUCGAGAGGGACAACCAAGACCGCCUCUUCAUCUACGUCGGCGACGCCCUCAACGCCACCGUCCCCAACGGCUUCUCCGGGAUCGUCGUCGACCUCUUUUCGAAGGGCUCUUUAAUCCCCGAGCUCCAGGAUCCCGCCACUUGGCGGAUGCUGAGGGGGAGGUUGAGGAAGGGAGGGAGGAUCAUGGUGAACGUUGGCGGGAGCUGCGUGGAGGCGGAGAAUAGGCUCAGAGAUGGGAAGGUUGUUAUGGAAGAGACUCUCGGAGCGAUGAAGGAGGUUUUCGGAAAGAAGGUUUUUGUUCUGAGUCUGGGGAAUCGUAAGGAUGAUAGCUCGCUUGCUCUCACUGGGGAUUUGCCUCACCUUGAGGAAUGGAAGAACCGCCUUCCUGGUCCCUUCAAAUGUUACGCUGACAUGUGGACACCUUACUCUCAGUAGUAGCACCUUACUCUUUUGCUCUUCAUCUGUUUGUGUUUAUUCCUCUGUGAAAUCUUCGUCAUGUUUACUCCUUUUUCAAGCAGAGUAAAUCCAUUUUUGGCAACAAAAUUUGAUGGUUUAUGGACUAAGUGGGAGCCUAUUGUGUAAUGUAAUGGGUUGGCUCCAUCUUUUUUAUUUUUAUUUUUAAAGUAAAUAUCCAAAAUACUUCAUGAAAUUGUGAGCAUAUAUUAUUCUAGUUCCUCUUUUUUUUUA
This is a messenger RNA of Glycine soja, 1383 nucleotides long. Its product is annotated as probable polyamine aminopropyl transferase. Lineage: Eukaryota; Viridiplantae; Streptophyta; Magnoliopsida; Fabales; Fabaceae. Bases 178 to 1131 code for a protein of 317 amino acids. The record is from RefSeq and is a predicted model, not a curated record. The transcript has a single exon.